UUCUGGUUUAGAGUCAAUUUUGUAAUGUGUACAGCUCUUCAGGGGCUUAAAUUAUUAAAAGGGUUUAUUUCCAUCAAAGAAUACCAGUUACUGCAGUCCGAUCCAAUGCCUUGAGGCAGGCAGGCAGGCAGCCGGCAGCCAUUAGAGCUAGCUGAAGAAGCAAGCAGCCAUGUCCAAUUUCUCUUUCUUCUCCAUCUUCAUCAUUCUCAUCUUCAGAGCCAUCACUGUGCAACCUUUCACUCUCCCGUCUGACGUCAUUGCCCUUCAAGCUUUCAAGGCUUCCAUCACUCCCUCCUCCAUUUCACACUACUCUUGUCUCUCCUCUUGGAACUUCAGCUCCGACCCAUGUUCUUCUCCCCGUGUUACCCAUUUUACAUGCGGUCUCCAAUGUCAAACUACUUCCAUCCCAUUUCGCGUCACACGAAUCACCCUCGAUUCCGCCGGCUACUCCGCCGUCCUCUCACCUCGGAUCUCUGAUCUCACGCAACUCCUCGUUCUUGAUGUAUCCUACAACAAAUUCACCGGUUCGAUUCCGUCUUCUCUUUCUACCCUCUCCAACCUCCAAUCUCUUGUUCUCCAUUCUAAUUAUUUCUCUGGUUCUGUCCCUCCUUCAAUUGGGUAUCUUAAGUCGCUUCAACUUUUGGAUCUCUCUCACAAUUCUCUUUCAGGGUUUUUGCCCAACACAUUGAAUUCACUCUCUUCCAUGACAAGACUCGACAUUAGCUUCAAUAAAUUUACUGGGUCAUUACCCGCUCUUCCCCGAAACUUAAUUGAACUAGCAGCUAUGAGUAACUCUCUAUCUGGGCCACUAUCCAAAUCGUCCUUCGACGGGUUAACUCUGCUUGAGGUAGUUGAACUAAGUGCGAAUUCGUUCAACGGCGACUUAGAAGGAUGGUUCCUACUCUUACCUUCACUGCAACAAGUAAAUCUUGCUAAUAACAGCUUAACAGGGGUUGAGAUCAAGAAGCCGACCGCCUUAGACGGCAGCAGCCUUGUAGCCAUUGAUCUGAGUUUCAACAAUAUCGACGCGGCAUUGCCUGCAGAGCUCGGCAAUUAUCCUGCUUUAUCGUCUGUGUCUCUAAGAUACAAUAAGUUUCGCGGGCCGAUUCCUUCGGAGUUGGGGAAGGAUUUAAGUUUGAAAAGGUUGUUUCUUGACGGGAAUUUUCUAAAUGGAAUCCCACCGGAAGAGCUAUUUUCCAGUAAUAGGACGAUUUUCGGUAGCUUAGGGGAUAACUGCUUCCAGAACUGCCCUGCUUCUACGCAGCUCUGUUCAAAAUCGCAAAAACCUCAGUCGAUUUGUCGGCAGGCAUAUGGUGGGAACAAACUGUUUUAGAAGAUUAAGGUUGAUUGCGGUUGCGUUUGUACUGUAUUUUUGUUGAGAUCAAAUUCGGGUUGUAAGCAUAGUGUAUCUUGAGUAAUGUCUAAGAUUCUGAAUUCU
Molecule: messenger RNA, 1438 nt
Organism: Impatiens glandulifera
Lineage: Eukaryota; Viridiplantae; Streptophyta; Magnoliopsida; Ericales; Balsaminaceae
Product: leucine-rich repeat receptor-like serine/threonine-protein kinase BAM2
Exons: 1
Coding region: 170-1333 (387 amino acids)
Molecular function (GO): protein binding
Source: RefSeq, a predicted model, not a curated record